AUGGAUGAUCUACAUGAUCUGAUCCAAGAAGCAAAGCUUCGAACAGUUUGGUGGAUUCUCUGCAUAUUCAUCGUCACUUACUUCUUAACUCAUACUAGCAAAUUAAUGCUGAUGAAUAUUCCCAUAGCCAUACUCUUGGUUUCUGGACUAAGAAUAUUGCUUAAUGAGGUAGAACUGAAGUGGAAGAAACGAAACACCAGACCGAUAUCGUACUUGUCAUACUUGGAAAAGAAACAAUUAUCCUUGAGCGAUGCUCGAGUUUCGUCCUUGAAAUCCGCGCAAGAGUGGAAGAAGAAAAUAGAUUCUCCUAUUGUAGAGGCAGCCAUCGAGGAAUUCCUCAGCAAAAUCUUGCAUGAUUUUGUCACGGACUUGUGGUAUUCGGAUAUAACGCCUGACAAAGACGCGCCAGAACUCAUACACGAUAUAGUCAUGGAUGCUAUCGGUGAAGUAUCUUUACGAAUCAAAGAAUUAAACCUCGUUGACCUGUUGCUAAGUGAUGUGGUUGACAUGAUCGGUGACCAUCUUGACCUCUUCAGAAAAAAUCAGGCUUCUAUAGGAACAGAUAUUAUGGGUACAUUGUCUUCAGAAGAACGUGAUGAAAGGUUGAAACAACAUCUCAUGGCCUCUAAGGAACUUCACCCUGCAUUGAUAUCUUCAGAGUGUGAGUACAAGGUAAUUCAACAGCUCAUGGAUGGAUUUUUAGCUAUAAUAUUAAGACCAAAUGAAGCUAAAUGCCCUUUAGUUCGAUGCAUAGCACGCGAACUCGCAACUUGCUUGGUGAUGCAACCUAUUAUGAAUUUUGCUAGCCCAAUAUAUAUUAAUGAGUUGAUUGAGUACAUAAUCCUUGUCUAUGGUAAUGGGUGGUUCAAGGAUUUUUCAGCCCAACAUUCAACUAAUGUUGACGGUCAUAAUACCAAUCACAUAAUUUCUGCAAAACAUGGUUCCAACCACCAAGGUGCUGACAUGUUGUCUUCAUCUCAAGCCAACAACUCUAGGGAGUCAGAGUUGGGUGAAUCUCCAAAUCUUUCACAUAAUACAACGAAUGAUGAGUCUUUGCAUCCACGACAUGCUGACUGGGCAAAAGUGUGUGAGGCAGUGACUUUGAGGAGAGAAGAAGUGCUUAUGCCUGAAAAUCUUGAAAACAUGUGGGCCAUAGGAAGAGACUAUAAAAAGAUAUUCCAAAAGAAGUCGGCUUCACAGUUUCAAGACCAUGAAGUUAUGAGCACAGAAAGUAUGCAAUCUUCUAGAAUAGAUUUGACGAGUGAAAUACCAAAAUUGGAGCCUUCAACAUCUAUCUGGGGAGAAGAUAAACUUUCUAAGAAAACAACACCCUGCAUCGAUCAGGGUAAUUGUUCAACUGAUAUCCAUGUUGAUGCCUUAAGCAUAAGUGCGCCUCAAGACAGGGGCUCUACUAAUCAUGGACUAGAAAAUACUGAAAACGAAGACCAUAUGUUUAUUAGAAAAGGAAUUGUACCCCCCAUAACUAAAUCCUAUAGUGCAGAUGUUAAUGAGCUUAAUGUCCAUGGCCUAAAGAGCAGUACAGAUAUGCUGUCACACAGUGGAGUUCUGCAUAUUCCAAAGUUGAGAUGCCGAGUUAUUGGAGCAUCCUUUGAGAAACUUUACUCAAAUUCAUUUGCAGUUUAUUCCAUUUGUGUAAUUGAUGCUAACACCUCCUGGUUUGUGAAAAGAAGAUAUCGAAAUUUCGAGAAACUGCAUAGACGUCUUAAAGAUAUACCUAAUUAUUCAUUGCAUUUGCCUCCAAAGAGGAUAUUCUCCUCAAGUACAGAGGAUGCUUUUGUUCAUCAACGUUGUAUACAACUUGACAAGUAUAUGCAAGAUCUUUUGUCGAUUGCUAAUGUUGCUGAGCAACAUGAAGUAUGGGAUUUUUUGAGUGCCUCAUCUAAGAAUUAUUCAGCCGGGACAUCGCCUUCAGUGGUGAAGACUCUGGCAGUUCAUGUGGAUAAUGCUAUGGAUGAUAUUGUACGCCAGUACAAAGGGGCUUCCAAUGGCCUAUUACGGAUGGUUAGUGGAUUGUCUCAUGAAACGGCUUCUUCAGUUACAAGACAAAAUGUUUCCUGGAAUACAGAUGAUUUAAAUAAAUUGGCCAUGAAGCAAAGUACUUCAAAUGCUUUUAUUAGUUCUUCUGAUAAUGAAGAGGGUGAUAAGGAUAUAAACCAUGGGCAACAUGAUGAAGUGGGAUUUUCAGCUCAACCAAAUGGGUGGAACUUGGACAACGAGUUGAAAGAGGAUCCCACGGGGGUGCCUCCAGAGUGGGCACCGGCAAAUUUGAGUGUGCCAGUUCUGAAUUUAGUCGAUAAAGUUUUUCAGCUCGAAAGAAGAGGUUGGCUGAGGAGACAAGUCUUUUGGAUAUCAAAGCAAAUAUUGCAGCUGGUGAUGGAGGAUGCCAUUGAUGAUUGGCUCUUACGCCAAAUUCAAUGGCUCCGUAGGGAGGAUGUCAUCUCUCAAGGGAUACGUUGGGUCCAGGAUAUUCUAUGGCCUGAUGGAGUUUUCUUUGUAACCUUACGAAUUCAAGGAAAACUGAAAGGUGGUAAUGAAGCUAAUAAAGGGUCAGAAACUUCGAGUCGACAAGGUGGGAGAAGGUUCAAUAAACAAGGAUCUUUCCAGCAACAACUUGAGGCAGCUCGCAGGGCAAGCGACGUAAAAAAUAUGAUCUUCAAUGGUGCUCCAGCCCCACUCGUUAGUUUGAUCGGGCAUAAGCAAUACAAACGUUGUGCUAGAGAUAUAUACUAUUUCCUUCAGUCAACAGUUUGUUUGAAGCAACUUGGCUAUGGAAUAAUGGAACUUGUUCUUCUGUCAAUUUUUCCGGAACUGCGUGAUCUUGUGAGGGAUAUCCAUGAAAAGAUGCAUGUGCAGCCUUCAUAG
Molecule: messenger RNA, 2883 nt
Organism: Striga hermonthica
Lineage: Eukaryota; Viridiplantae; Streptophyta; Magnoliopsida; Lamiales; Orobanchaceae
Source: the annotation of a GenBank genome assembly